AAAUUUUAUCAAUGAACUCUCAGUUGUGUGAUUGAUUAAACCGUUUACUCUUCGGUCCAAUUGAUUUGAGUGUAAUUGCAUAUCUUGUUUUCCAUUAUGUAAGAGUUAUAAAUAUCAUUAAGGUCAGCCUUCUCAAGAUGUUUAGAUAACUGAUAAUAAAUAUGUAUGCAAUAUAAUACUUUGUUGUCAUUGUAAAUUGUGCUGAAUUAUAAUAAAUAAUUAUAAUUGUAGUAUAUAAUUAUAUCUUAUAUCAACCAUCAAUUUAUCGAAUCAUACGCGCAGUAUUUUAUAAAUUGUAAGUAAAGUGUUAGACCAGUGUUAGACGUACAGAAUAAGCAUAUGCAAAGCGAGAUACACAAUAAAUCAAAAUUCUCGAGCAUUACGAUUUUUAAAGUUCUAUAUUUAUUACAAAUUCUUUUCUCGUAUCUAUUUUAAAAUAGGAACUUUUAUUAUUACUGUAACAGUGUGUAACAAAAUGCGAUAUGACAUAUAAAUAAAGAAAAAUCUUAUUUAUCAAAAGACAGUCAUGAAUGAACCGGCGACGUCGAUAACUCACGAUUAUCGACAGCGUUGAAGUUGCCGAGAUCGCGAUUCGAUAUAGCGAGCGACCCGCUAUCGAAUCGCUCGUGUCUAAGGACAACGUGGGACAACGGACCCUCGUCCCUCCGUGAUGAUUGCAGUCACGAUUGCAGUCAUUGCAGUUACCUAUAGUUACCAGCGUAAACGCCGUAAACAGCGAUUCUGAGCCGCAUGACAGCUCAUCGUGAUCGUUCAUGAUCGAGUACGGCGGGAGUUGCCCGCCCAUUGCUUAUCAGCUAUCGCGUGUUGUCGAUUACGGCGGGCGGCGGUCGCACGUAAGUGCGUAAUCCGCAGUAUCGGAGCGCACGAGCUCCGGCUAGCACGGAAUGGCUGAGAAUGCUCAUAGCAAGGAGCAGUGGCAGCUCCUCCACAGUCUUCGUUCCACUGUGGAGGGUCUGCUGAUCGACGGGGUGUCCAAUGUGUGGAAUGUUUACGGUGGCCUGAACCGGCUGCACAGUGUAAUGGAGCGGAUAUUCAAGCACGGAUGUCGUAUAUUUGAUCCCAAUGGUGAACCAGAUUGCUGGAUAUUCAUUCAAGGACUAAAUUGGCUCCAACCGUCUUUGGCAACGUCGCCAGUAUUGUUGGAAAACGAGGAUUACUUAUGCAAUUUGCCAACUAGAAUAACAUCCAAGAAGGACAUGUUGUGGCUGUACAAAAGUUUAGAGGGUCACUCCCUAUCACAUAAAUUGUCAUGGCUUCUAUCAGAUAAAGAACACUUGCUUUCUUGUCUGGAACCAUGGGCCUUCCUUUGUCAAGAGAAUUUGGCAGAAGCGACGCUUUUGUAUCUACGAGCAGUCGAAAGGAAUCAGUCUGUAUUGCUCGCAGAAAUCGACCCCUGCUUGUUCUCGUCGACGUGGAUAUCCCCUAAAGCGAGCCCCAGGCGCCAUCGUCGCUCGUCCUCGUAUCCCGUAAAUUUUUCUGGCGUCAGUCAUAUUUUCGCGCGAGACAAGAGCAUGAGUGCUCUAACUAAAUGUCAAUUGGACAAACUGAAGGUUUCAACGCAGUCUGUGUCGCACGACACGGACAGCACUGAGAAUCAGAUGUCAAAAUCCAUACAAGUUAUCACUAAUAGUGAGUCACAAAGGGAUUCCCAAAUCGACGACGUAUCUCUGAAAACGUGGAACAGUCUACCCGCUUUGGUCAAGAGUCAUAACGGCGCGGUCGUGGGAAAUUCAGCCGCGAUUUCGCCGACAAUUCUAGAAAGCAGCAAUAGCAACAGUAACAAUAAUCGACCUCGCACCGUUGAAUUGGCGGAGAUCAUCAAUAUCAAUUACUCGGACUCGAAACAGCCCGUUGAUUCCAACGUGGACAAGCUCACGGCGAAGCCGAAAACACCCAUCAGGAAGACGAGAAAUCGAACAAAAGCUAGACAUGGUCGGAGUAAGAAAGCUUUUGAAAAUCCAGAGGUUUCCUCGAGCAUUCACGAGAACGUCAAAAAUAUGGUUGAGGAGACACGGCCGAUUUCAAUUACGGAAUCGGCGGAGACGAAGACGCAGGAUCAGUGGACAACUCGCAAAAAGACGUCCUUUUUGGCGGGCUCGGCGCCCGAAUUUACGGGCUCCUGGAGCAUGGAGGUGGAGGGCCAGAAAGACAUUCGUACGCCGCGGAAGAGUUUCAUGGAGGACGGCGGCAGUAGCGUGCAGCCGAUGGCGACCGGGUACUUCCCACGUCCGGUCGAGGGCCAGAGUUUAACCAGCUUUCUGUCCUCGGCGCGGUUCUCGCGCGCCCACGACGCCGAGUUGGAUCGCGAGAACGCGCACUUCAGCGUCUGCGAGGCGAUGAUCGCCGCCAUCGAGCAGGUCAAGUGCAACCGGUUGCAGCGUCGUCUGCUGGACGAUGCGGCCGACGAUGAGAGCGACGAAGAGAUCAAUCGGCUGAAGCAACGGAUCCGGCUGCGACGCCGGCAACGCCAGGAGGAGAAGUGUCGAGGCAGAGGCUGGAGCCGCGGUGACCUGCUGAGCGACGGCAGGACCGACACGACCACGACCACCGAUCAGAGCGUCAGCCCGUUGUCCACGUCCUCGGGUAGCUCCUCGGACAACGUGUCCACGGAGGACUCGGAACUGGACGACGAGCGGAGGUUGAGGAACGGCGGUAUGUCCGCGUCGACUGCGUCGUUUUCGGACGCGGAAUCGCGUGCGGCGAGGUUUGCCACGGACUCUAAUGAAAGUAGCAUGUCCGCUGAAGGGGUAGCUCUAUCUCUGAUCAGUCGCUUUAGCGAGAAGCAGCUGCCAAGGGCGAGCGAGCUGCAGUGGCUGGUCUCGGAGAAGGACGCGCCGCAACGCUUAUUGCCGAUGCCGAAGAGUUGGCCGGUCAGUCCCGACGAGGUCGAGAUUGAAGACGCGCGGACUAUUCCGUUGAGGGGGACAGUCGAAUGGGCCCCGCCGCGCCCGCAGAUUAUUUUCACACCUCAUCCACCACCGGUAAGACGGAUGCUGAUAGCGAAGCAGAAUUAUAGGUGCGCGGGUUGCGGCAUGAAGGUCGCCGUGAAAUAUGCCAAUCGGUUUCGGUACUGCGAGUAUCUGGGUCGAUACUUCUGCACUGGCUGUCACACGAACCAGGUAGCAUUUAUACCUGGGAAAAUUCUAUCGAAAUGGGAUUUCAACCGGUAUCCCGUAUCCAACUUCUCAUAUCGAUUAUUGGAUCAAAUGAUGUCGGACCCGCUGUUUCAAGUGAACGACUUGAAUCCGCUAUUAUACAGACGAAUAAAGCAACUGGACAAAACGAGACUCUUGCGCACAAAAUUAUUCUUCCUGAAGGAUUUUUCCUUCGCAUGUCGGUUCGCGACCAGUCUUCAAGACGUGCUGAAGAAGGAACCAAAUUACAUCAUAAACGAUCCACAUGUGUACUCGAUUCAAGACCUAAUAAACGUCAAACUCGGUGUGCUGUGCGCCAGGCUGCAGGAGCUUGUUCAAAUUUGUUGCGCACACAUUGUAGAUUGCGAGUUGUGUCAAGCUAGAGGAUUUGUCUGCGAGCUAUGUUGUUCUAAGGAUGUGAUAUUUCCGUGGGAUCUGUCAAAAGUGACACGAUGUGAAAAAUGUGGCGCGUGCUUCCAUAUCGAUUGCAAGCACAGGUCCGACAAACUCGAGUGUCCUCGAUGCAUGAGGUUGCACGCCAGACGAAUUUCGAGGGACGAGAAGCCCUGACGAAUGACGAGAACGUUCUUUGUUACGCUAUUUAGAAUAGGAUAUGUAUAUUAAAGCACGACAAGCCAUUCAAGUCCAGAAGACAUCUUAUAAGACUUAUGCCGGGCAAUAAACAAUUGUAAGGAACGUUUAGAUUUUUUAGGUGUCCUUAGGCUUUGAUUUUAUCUGAGAUGUUAUUACUAAUAUGUAAAAUAUAUUUAACAACACAUAUUCAAGAGAUUAAAAUAUCUUGGAUAUGGUAUUUAGACAAUUUGUUAGAUACUAUAAAGUGAAAGUCAAUUCAUUCGAGCUUAAUUAUGACUUCUAACAUAUUCGUAGAAAGCUGCAAGACUAGUGAAGGACGGACUGUAAAUCUCGGACAAAAACGUAUACUAGGGGUAGGGACUCGUAGUAGAAGUUCAGAUUUUUUUUAUCCUCUACUCACGUAACUAAAAAUACUACUUGUGCCUCAGUCUCGAAAAAAGGAUAUUGAGUGAACGAGACAUACAUACAUUAUAGCGAAGACUGAAGCAUUGUGAUAUAUACAUAUUGAAUUUCAAUUUUCUUUCGAACAAUCUGCAAACGAAAGAUGUCCACAGGAUGUCUUUAGACAUCCUCUGUGGAUACUCAGAGACGUAUCGAUCUAUGAAAAAUCUUAGAUGUAUAAAUCGAGUAAUUUAUUACAGAACAUACACACACACACACGACUUUAUUUGCCAAGCAAAUUAACAAUAUACAUCAUAUUUCAAGAUAAACUGUUAUAGAGAAAGUAAUAAACUUUUAAAAAGAAUAAUAAUAUAUAAUAUAUAAUAUAUAUAUAUAUAUAUGUAUAUAUAUAAUAUAUAUACAUAUACACGUAAUAAAUUUUUUUCAAACCUGUUAUACAUUCAUGUAGUUAACUCUUUUGAUAGACUUGGAUAGAGAAGUUUUAACCAUAUUUAUGCAUGUUUAUUCGAGCAUAGCAAACAUGAACGAAAAGUAUUAUUUCCUUGAAUUUAUUUUAUAAAUAGCAAUAAGAUUCUCGAGUAGCCGAUAGUAAUUUUAUAGCUGCAGAUAUUAUCAAUUAACACAAAUAAUAUAAAAUUAUUAUGUAAAAGUCGAAUCUAAUAAUAGUAAGCACGUACCUGAUUUUUACUGAAUUUAAAGUUUGUAUUGUUUACUUAUGGACAGCUUUAAAAAGCGAAAAAUUAAAAUUAGAGUAAAUAGAUUUAGUGAGAAAGAAAUUUUGACGUUUCUCUCUUUGUUACAUUCUCUCACACGACAUAGCUCUAAUUCUUGAUAUAAUAAUUAUUAACAAAAUAUUUAUUUAAAAAAGCAUGUAAAUAAAGAUGUAAGAUUCGAACAAUUGCUAUUAAUAUAAAAGAGAAGUCGCAAUUUACUUUUAGAAUAGAGAUUGAUUCGCAAAUAUCGAUCUCUGUGAUACAUAAUAGUGAUUCAAUAAUCGGUUUAUUUGACUAAGAACGAAUUAACAAUGAAAUAAGAUUCCUUCUCCAAUUACUUCCAGAUAAAAUAAUGCACAAGCUAAUAAGUGUUCUUACGAUUUUAUUAAAUUACAUCUUAUUUAUAAUGCACAUACACACAUCUUUUAUCGCAGCGUAAUAAACGUCAAUUUAUCGAUAGUAGAAAAAUAUAUUACUAAUUAUAUACACACUAGCCUAAUUUAGACCAAAUUUUAUGAUCGCGCAUGUAUCUUAUAUUUAUAUAUAAUAUAUAUAUUCAUUACAUCAAUUUACUUUGAUCUUGCCUUAAUUAAAUAGUGGUACAAUAUAUAUACAGAUGAAAAUCUGCGAUUGAUUAUAUAUGUACAGUAUAUGUAAUUUUUAUUUAUCUAUAUUCGCUUUUUUUUUUGAGGUAACUAAGAAAUCUAACGACAGUUAAUGUUCCGGAGGUGCGCGUUACAUUAUCAUAUUUUCGCAUAAAAGUAUUAAUAUAAAUACUGUAUAUAAGUAAUUUUGCUGGAUUUGCUGCUCAAAAAUUACUGCAUGUAUUAUACUGGGUAGCUAUAAAAUUCCUUUGUUUCAUUUUUCAAAUACGCUCUACAUAUUCACCAUAUACUGAAUAUUUGAGCAUUUCUUUCAUUCAAAUAAGAAGUACAAAGGGUGUUGCGCGCGGGAUUUGGGUUAUGAGAGCAAUCGAGAGCAUAUUGAUCUACCGGGUAAUUAAUUACAUAUGUAUAUAUUCUUAUUUUUCUAAGUUACUUUAUUUUUUGUACACACUAAAAGAUUGUUAUAUUAUUUUUGUAAAUGCUUUAUCUUGUAUUUCUUCGCAUUAAAGAUAUUUAAUGCUU
Molecule: messenger RNA, 5991 nt
Organism: Temnothorax curvispinosus
Lineage: Eukaryota; Metazoa; Arthropoda; Insecta; Hymenoptera; Formicidae
Gene: Rubicon
Product: run domain Beclin-1-interacting and cysteine-rich domain-containing protein
Exons: 9
Coding region: 906-3725 (939 amino acids)
Cellular component (GO): intracellular membrane-bounded organelle
Molecular function (GO): phosphatidylinositol phosphate binding
Source: RefSeq, a predicted model, not a curated record